UAAGAAGACGGAGAAGGAGAAGAAGAAGGGGAGCGGAAUCGGGUUCUGCUAUGCCGGUGCGCUACGUGGCGACGUGCACCUAGAAGUCGGCAUUACAAUCCGCCAAUGAACACGAAGAAGAAGAAGAAGGUGUCCGAGUUUCAACUAUUUGUGACGCAACGCGUUCGGUAGAGAAGGAGAGCAAGAGACACGGUAGUUACCGCACCUUCGACCAAGGAAAAGCAUGGCAAUGACCGGCCAGAGCUCGUGCUCCUCGAUGAGUAACCACACCAAGGAGCGGGUCACCAUGGCCAAGGUGACUUUGGAGAACUUCUACAGUAACCUCAUCGCACAGCACGAAGAGAGAGAGAUGAGGCAGCAAAAGCUGGAGAAAGUGAUGGAUCAGGAAGGCUUGGCUGAUGAAGAGAAACGCCUCCGCCGUUCUGAGCAUGCGAGAAAAGAGACAGAGUUUCUUCGUUUAAAACGGACUCGACUGGGUCUGGAGGACUUUGAGUCUCUGAAGGUGAUUGGCCGGGGAGCUUUUGGCGAGGUCCGCCUGGUGCAGAAGAAAGACACUGGUCAUGUGUAUGCUAUGAAAAUCCUACGGAAAGCUGACAUGCUGGAGAAAGAACAGGUCGGUCACAUUCGUGCUGAACGAGACAUUCUGGUCGAAGCAGACAGCCUGUGGGUGGUCAAAAUGUUCUACAGCUUUCAGGAUAAGAUGAACCUCUACCUCAUCAUGGAGUUCCUUCCUGGAGGGGACAUGAUGACCCUGCUGAUGAAGAAGGACACUCUGACAGAAGAAGCCACACAGUUCUACAUAGCAGAGACAGUGCUGGCCAUUGACUCCAUUCACCAGCUGGGCUUCAUCCACAGAGACAUCAAACCAGACAACCUGCUGCUGGACUCCAGAGGCCACGUGAAACUCUCGGACUUUGGUUUGUGCACGGGGCUGAAGAGGGCUCAUCGGACCGAGUUCUACAAGAACCUGAACCACAGCUUGCCCAGUGACCUCAGUAAGCAAACCUUCCAGAACAUGAACUCCAAGAGGAAAGCAGAGACAUGGAAGAGGAACAGGAGGCAGCUGGCUUUCUCCACGGUGGGAACGCCAGACUACAUCGCUCCAGAGGUGUUCAUGCAGAACGGAUACAACAAGCUCUGUGAUUGGUGGAGCUUGGGUGUCAUCAUGUAUGAGAUGCUGAUAGGUUACCCUCCCUUCUGCUCGGAAACGCCUCAGGAGACCUACAGGAAGGUGAUGAACUGGCGAGAGACGCUCAUCUUUCCUCCAGAAGUGCCUAUAUCAGACAAGGCCAAAGACCUCAUCCUCCGGUUCUGCUGUGAGGAGGAGCACAGGAUCGGUGCCGUAGGUGUAGAGGAGAUAAAGACUAAUUCUUUCUUUGAGGGAGUGGACUACGACCAUAUCAGAGAGAGACCCGCUGCCAUUCCCAUAAAUAUUAAAAGCAUCGACGACACCUCGAACUUUGAUGAAUUCCCUGAUUCAGAUAUUCUCACACCAACGGCCCCGCAAGUGUGCAAUCAGACGGAGGCCGACCUGAAGAACAAGGACUGGGUCUUCAUCAACUACACCUACAAACGCUUCGAGGGCCUGACGGCUCGAGGAGCGAUACCGUCUUACAUGAAGUCAGGGAAGAGAUAAAACCUUUUUCUGACUUGUCUUUUAACCUGCAUCGUCCCCACGAGACACGGACGAGUUGUUCGGCCCCUCCCCCCUCACCCCCCUCCCCUCCCCAGGCCUGCUAUGUGGGGGAACUCCAUCCCUGUAAAGGAGAACUUGGAUCCAGUUUUAUUGUAACCUGAGGGAUGAGGAGUCCGCAUCACGUGGCACUGUAAAUAAUAAAAAGGGGGGCUCCUUUUCAUUCCUCGCUUCCCAUAGGAACUUUUCACUCGACCAUAGGACCCCCCCUUUGCUCCGUUUCUGAAAGUCUGCUUCAGUUUCAGCUCCAGAGGGUACCUCUCUCCUUCCCACUUUUACACUUGUUUUUUGCGCAAGUGGAUGCUGUUGGAUGUCUUCAGACCUGAUCCCAGAAUCAUUAACAUUCAAUCCUUGUUAAACCAGCACCAGGCGUUUGGACCUACCAAGGGCUCUCCUCCUCCUCCUCCUCCUCCUCCUCUUUCUUUCUUUCUUUCUUCUUCUUCUAAACUGAUUUAUUUUAACUUAUCAACUCAAACACUGCAUUACGUCGUCACUUGAAAAGAAUCAGGUGCUCUUCAGGGAUUCUGUCCAAACCUUUCCUUCGUGGUUUCCUAGCAGAGCUCACCUCCGGACGCUCAGUCUCUUCUAACCAGCGGUGGCUUCCUGAUGAGGUGACCUAACCAAAGAUUAUGAGCUGAAUGUUUUUUGCUUGUUCUCGCAAAUUGCAUCACUUCUUCUUGUAACUUGUACUUUUACAGAUUUGAGAUUUGCUUGAUGGAACGUUUGACUAUAUAUAUGUGGAUAUAUAUAUAUAUAUAUAUAUGGAUGCAUUCUUCUUUUUUUGUUUUGUUUUUUAAUGGAACAAACCCACAGAGUCCAGUGACUCAUUUAUGUUCAGACACCUUGAGCUUCUCGUGAGACGUGUGACGUGGGGGUAGGGUGUAGGGUUGGCCAGACUAUUUUUUUGCUGUAGUUCUGCACCACAGUUCAAACUAUAGUGCGAAACUUAUAUUAAAUGCAAAGUAAUGUCAAACCGAGAGAACCAUAAAUUAAAAACUAGAGCAAACGUUUCUUCAAAAAAAAAAGGAAAAAAAAGGCUUAAAAGGGUUAUUCAGUAAUUAAAUUCGUAUUUAUUGGUGCAGCUCUGCAAAUGUAUACAUCUCAUAGACUUGUUUGGCUACAACUAAAUGUUUAUUUUUUGGAUUAAUCUGUCGACUGGUGGAAUUUGCGUCGAAACAGAACGUGAGAAAAUUGUCUGCAUGAGGUGACGUUAACUGUCUGGAAACCCCCUUUGAAUUUAUUACAGCGCCGUUCGGAGUCUUAUCAGCUCGACACGGCUCAAAUAUUACCUGUUUUUUUUUUUUUUUUUUCCUCUGCCCUAUAUGCAAAAACAAAAAUAAUGAGGGCGCUUCCUUUGCAUGGCCGUCUCCAGGUCCCUCCUCUAAUCUAAUGCAGGGCUCUUGCUGUUGAUCAUGCAGAAAGCUCAGAGUUGGUGCUGAUGCCACUGUCCUGUGAUUAUAUUGAUUUUAUUUUUUAUUUUCUCGGGCUGAAACAACGAACUUCCUGCUAACCUGCAGUUGCCCAGACAGGAAAUAGAACCUGCAGCUACUUUACUGAUCCUCUCAGCCUCGACGACAACCUUCCUCGUCAGUUUUAGAGGAACGUCCCGUUCUUCGUAAAACGUCGCUGUUGUGCCAUAUUCUCUCCGGUUGUUGACUGUCUCCACUGUGUUUCGCGUUACAUCGAAUGCCUUGUCCCAGAAAAAAAAAGAAAAAUAGAAAUAGAAACCAGAGGUCAGCUCAGACGCAGGAAGGUUCGUAUGGUCACAUCCGGUGUGAUCGAUUUCACAUGAGGUGAUGAGAAGCUGAUCGUCGCCCACUUAACAAUACCCACAUAAUGUUCCGCUCUGGAUUUCAGUGGUGUUCCGUAGGUUAGCAUUAAAGGUUUGAGUUAGUUGUACACUUUAAAAUAAAAGAAGAGAGAAACACGGGGGCACAACGUUUUCUAGCAUUUUCCAAUGAACACAAUAUCCUAAAUGCUGUCUUUUAAAAUGAAUGUAAAUUAAGUGCGUUUGUUUGCAGCAGUGAAGCCUAGACCAUACUGUUUUUAACCUUUUUUUUGUUUUUUUGUUUUGUUUUUCCUGACACCAGAUAAAAUUAAAGGAGCAGUAAUUAAGUAAUUAGCAAAAACAAAAAGGACAAAUGAUAAGAGCCAGAGAUCAAACUUGGAGAAAAGCUGAGUCCGAAUGAUAAUUUAUUUUGACCGAUGACUCAGUUUAAAUUUAUAAGAGAGAAAAUUGAUCAUACUUUCAGAUUUACAAAGCAAUAAUUGGCCUUUAUGCAGUUAAGAUAGCACUUUAUUACUGUGACCAACAAUUUCUAUGCCUCCGGAGUCAAAUCUUUUUGUCAUUUUCACCUUUUUUUUUUUUCCUUUUUUAAAAAGAAUAAUCCUUUCCAACCAUUUCUUUCUAACAGUUGAGUCUGAAGGCUUUUCUUCUUGUCUGUAAUAUAGUGUAUGCAAGUAGCGUGUAGAUGAUGCACAACUCAUUCGACGUCAUUUUUAGAAAAGCACACAACCAGGCUUUGUUUUAUUUUAUUUUAUUCUUCUAUAGCAGGGAUCCACUGUUGAAUUAAAAUCUACUGCGAUGCUCCGCGUUUGCAUGUUUUUAAAACCGAACUGCGGACGAUUCUUCUUGAAGCAAUAAGUCACGAUUGCCGCUCGUGUUGCUGAGUGCGUGCGGUUUGAAGCUGUGUGGAUGUGAUGGGUGGAAGCAGUGUAACGGUGGAUUGCUUGAAGAGCUGUAUGCUGAUUUGUACAAUAAAUGCUCAGACACGUGUGCGUGUAUGCGGUGCAUCAUGUACCACGUUUGGUCCAAA
Molecule: messenger RNA, 4509 nt
Organism: Mugil cephalus (flathead mullet)
Lineage: Eukaryota; Metazoa; Chordata; Actinopteri; Mugiliformes; Mugilidae
Gene: stk38a
Product: serine/threonine kinase 38a
Exons: 14
Coding region: 224-1636 (470 amino acids)
Biological process (GO): intracellular signal transduction; peptidyl-serine phosphorylation
Molecular function (GO): ATP binding; protein serine/threonine kinase activity
Source: RefSeq, a predicted model, not a curated record